UUUUUUUAAUGUUGAACACAUGUUUUGUAGGAAUCAUAUACGAUGUAAUUGUUGAGCCACCCAGUGUAGGAUCUACAACAGAUGAACAUGGUCACACAAGACCUGUAGCAUUUAUGCCAUAUCGUGUAAAUGGACAAUAUAUCAUGGAAGGCUUAGCUUCUAGUUUCUUAUUUACAAUGGGAGGUUUGGGUUUUAUCAUAUUGGAUCAGACUCAUGGUCCAUCAACGCCAAAACUUAACAGAGUUCUUCUGAUAUGUGUUGGAUUUCUCAGCAUACUUGUGUCGUUUGUUGCAUGCUGGAUAUUCAUGAAAAUGAAACUUCCGGGGUAUCUGCAAUCCUAAAUAAAAAUUAUAUUAUGUGAAUUCCAUGAAUAUAUUGUGAACACCAUUUUUAUAUCAUAUUAUAUGGGAUAUCGUUACAAUAUACAAGAUAUUGUAACAAUUAUUGAUUGAUGAUUUUUAUAAUAAAGUGUAAGAAGUAAAACAAAAGAUAAUUUUAAUAUUAUCAUUAAUUAUUAAUAUAGGAUAAGAGACAUAUUACAACUCUCCUUUAAAUAUAUAUAAAUAUAGAUAACAUUAUAAAUAUAAUAUUGUGGAAUUAAGUUUGUAAAUAUCUUUAAAUACAGGUAUGUAUUUUUUAAAUACAUAUUAAACCUAUUAUGCUAAUAUAAAAAAUGAAUUUUCUACAUUCUAAUCAGGACACACCAAGUUGAUACAGUAUUUUCAUAAUGUUGAUUUAAUUAUAUAUUCAUUUUUGUUUGUUACAUAAGAGAUACAAAAAAUAAAUUGUGUGAAGAGGAUUAUUUACUAAUCAAGAUUUGUGUGUGUGCCUCUUCAUUCAUGAAAGUAUUAUAUGUGUAUUAAUAAGAUUACUGUAUAGUGUAUAGCAGUUUUAAUUCAAUCACUAUAUUUGUAUAGUUAUGUUUGUUCUUGCUAUUAUAUAAUUUUAAAUAAAUAAACUUAAUAAAAAA
Molecule: messenger RNA, 970 nt
Organism: Formica exsecta
Lineage: Eukaryota; Metazoa; Arthropoda; Insecta; Hymenoptera; Formicidae
Product: putative oligosaccharyltransferase complex subunit CG9662
Exons: 4
Coding region: 9-341 (110 amino acids)
Cellular component (GO): oligosaccharyltransferase complex
Source: RefSeq, a predicted model, not a curated record